Molecule: messenger RNA, 6701 nt
Organism: Nomascus leucogenys (northern white-cheeked gibbon)
Lineage: Eukaryota; Metazoa; Chordata; Mammalia; Primates; Hylobatidae
Gene: DCAF16
Product: DDB1 and CUL4 associated factor 16
Exons: 2
Coding region: 3651-4301 (216 amino acids)
Cellular component (GO): Cul4-RING E3 ubiquitin ligase complex
Source: RefSeq, a predicted model, not a curated record
ACCGUUUUGACGAAGGGAAGUGGCGUUUCUAAGGGGGUGGGGCCUUGACUCGACCGGAAGUAGCGUCGGCGCGGGAGCUGAGCGGAGUGGCCUUACCACCGGAGGGGAAGGGUUGCUGGCGUUAGGCCUAGCUGAGUCGUGCGGCUGAGCGUGAGGCUAGAAAGAAAAAGCGAUCCUCCAAGGGUGAGAACGGGAGAUCUGCUGAGGAUAACAACCUCCCUUGUGGCCGAAGGGCGGGGAAUCCCCACACGAGGGCUCCGUUUCGAGAGACUGCGACAAAGGAAAGUUCGUAGCGCGUUCCGGAGGCCCGGCCACCUCUGAGAAGGGAGACGCUGCUGGGUCCGCUGAGCGGGGCGACCCGAGGUUAGUGGAGACGGAUGCGGUCUUUUGAAGACCUUAGCCCCUGCCCUGGGGAAGCCGACUGCGAGGUUCCGCAGGGCGUGCAGGCAGCCCGGGGAUCGCUGCGAAGGGGGAUGGCGGGCUAACUUAGCUGCUGCCGUUUCUAGAUGUGCAGCUGUGGGGCACCUGUUUACAAGUGUGCAUAAGGACAGUGUAUUAAGGGAGAACUCAAGAGAAUGGAAAGGUCUUUCGGGUAGUGGUUAAAAUAAAGAAGAGUAGGAACUAGGUUUUUAAAUUUUAAAUGAAAUUAGACAGAACUUCUGUUGGAUCUCAGGAUGCACCAUCCAAAAAUAGGACUGUAGGAGACCAAAAUAUGCCACCCUACAAUAUACUUCUAGGGUAUAUUUUGAGCUGGUAUUCUGAUAAAAUGCAGACAGGAGUCGCUCUGAAAAUCUGUCCUGUUGUGAAAGAAAUUUACAUCUACAGAGGAAUUAUACAUCAGUAAAGGAUCUGUAUCAGGAAGAGGGCAGCUCUGCGAUGAUUUUUGUUACCUGGGAGAUCGUAUCUGCAUACCAAGACAACUUUUAUUCACCAUAUAUUUCCUCCCCUCACUUUUCCACAACUUUGUGGCCACCAUCCCCCAGAAAGCCGCAAGCCCCCAUUUCUUGAGUAGCGUAGGCAUGAUGCUGUAUAAUCUUCAAUCAUCUGACCAUGGUGGGACUCCUCUGCGUAUGUAAUUAAGUACGGGGUUUUUUUCUUGUUAAUGUCUGUGUCAGGCUAAUUUGUAACCCAGCCAGAGAACCUAGGAGGAUGGAGAGAAGCCGUUUUUCCCUCUCCUACACCUCAGUAACCUACUGCCAGCUGAAGAAAUAGAACAUUACUAAAGCCACCUGUACAUGUUUCUCCUUUUGAAUUACCUGCCCUCUAAAGAAGCAAUGGAUUUUCUGAAUUUACUGUUAACUUUUACCAUGCAGAUUUUUAUAUAUUAAUGACAUAUUUUAAUAUAUUAAUGACAUGAAUAAAUCCCUGAAUGAGGAUAUUGUACUAUUUUGCAUGUUUUAACCAUUAAAUGAAUAAUUACAUGUGCAUCUGGCUUUUUUCAAUCAAUAUUGCUGUGGUUCAUAUUGAUAUGUUAAUAAUAGUAACUUGCACUUAAUUAACCUUUAUUAUGUGCCAGACACCAUUCUAAGCACUUUACUUCGUUUACUGCUUACAAACCCUGUAGGAUAACUUUGAUCUUCUUUUAUACGGCACAAACAGGUUUCUAUAGUACUCCAUUGUAUUAAUAUGCCAUACCUUAUCCAUUCUCCUGCUUAAUUCCUCAAACUUUGUAGAUAUUCAACUGCUAGUUAAGAUAAGAAUGUGGUAACAUUUGUGUUGCCCAUAAUUUUGCUUUGUGACGUUUCUAAUAUUUGUUUUUAUUUUUAUUUUGAGACAGAGUCUUGCUCUGUCGCCCAGGCUGGAGGGCAAUGGCGCGAUCUCGGCUCACUGCAACCUCUGCCUCCCGGGUUCAAGCGAUUCUCCCGCCUCAGUCUCCCAAGUAGCUAGCUGGGUUACAGGCAUGCACCACCACGCCUUGCUAAUCUUUUGUAUUUUUAAUAGAGGCGGGGUUUCACCAUGUUAGCCAGGCUGGUCUUGAACUCCUGACCUCAGGCGAUCUACCCGCCUUUUCCUCCCAAAGUGUUGGGAUUACAGGCGUGAGCCACCGCGCCUGGCUAGUAUUUCUUUACUAUAUUCUAUUUGUCACCAACAGAGACAUCACACCAUUUUGUCAGUUACACAAGAAUGAGACAUCUGGCCGCCAGAGGUCAGCCUAACUAUAUUUUGGUUAGGUUUUUUUUUUUUUUUAAUGGUUAAAGCCAUGGGGGUAGGGGUUCGGUAUUUUUUGAUAUUAUAAUCUGAAAAUAUUUUUAAAAGGUGCUAGAUUAAAUUUAAACAACAUAGUAUACUGCCUUAAAGCUUACAUUUUUCCUGACUUUUGUACUAUGAAACAGAACAAAAACAAUUAUGGGAAAGUAAGAGCCUUUUUAAAAAUUUUCUGAGUAACAUAAUAACUGAAGUAUAGCCAAUUAGUAAUCUCACAGGUGCAAUCUGGUUGAAGUGAAAAUAGUAAAAAUAUUAGAGGACAGCACAAUUAAAAGCCAACAGCUUCUCCUGUCUCAGUUUAUAAAGACUUAUGGGUCCACGACAAAGAAUGAAUGCUCUUUUUCAGAUUGAACAAGCUUAUAUAGAAGUGGUUAUAGGAUCACAACUUCUGAGGUCCCAGCAAGAGUCCUAACAUCUAGCAGCUCUACCACCAGGACAGGCCCCCUAAAACUAAUUCCAACAAGCACCUCUGAAGGUAAAAAAAAAAAAAAAAAAAAAAAAAUACCUUUUAUAGCUGUCUAUUUGGAGUUUGGGGCAUAAGGGAUCAGCUUUUGCAAAAGUGAUUUUCUGGGCUAAAACUGCAUACAAACUGGCCCAGUUAUGUGCCAACAAAGAAUAAAAUGGCCCCAGACUUUCCUUCCCAAUACUGUGAUUGUAAGAGGUAUUACCAACAGGUAAAUUGGCCUAAGCCUGUGAGAUAGAGAGGGAAGAGUCUGUAAGACUUCUUGCUCAGCAUUUGUUCUGAUUUUAGAUAUCCUGAAGUUAAGUAGGCAAUAAUGUUAUCCAGUGCUUUCAGGCUUUAAUAUCAUGUCUCUAGUCUUCUCAUUCACAGGUUAAGGCUACCUUUCCAGAUAGUCCAACAGCUAAAUCACCAGUUUCCAAGGGCAUUUGCAUCACCUAUGGAAAGCAUCGGAUCCUUACACACCAGAUGUUCUUGACAGCUCAUCCCAUCAUUCCCCCCUGCACAAAAGUUGCUAUACCAGCGGACAACCAAGACAACUACUGAGCUGCUUUUCAUUGUCAAGUAGAUAUAAUAUCACUGCCAGCAAAACAGCACAAAAAGUGUCUCUUCACAGUAGCACUACCAAUUGGGACUAUGCUAAGUAAAUCAGCUUGCCUAGAUGAGGACCCCUUCUAUUCUUGGGUAGCCAGGAUUUGAAGGAGAUACUCUGACCUGUGCCACUGGUAAGUGACUAAUACUUUUACACACUGAACUGGUCCUGGAAACUGAGAUGUCUUCUUUGUAAGUGAAGAAUAUACAACAUAAUCUUGAAGAACGGCACAGUGGUGUGGGCCGCAAGCAUACUUUAUGUGUGUAAUGGACUGAAAGACAAAUUAAUCUUGGCGAAAGGAUUUUUCAUCUCAUUUCUAUUUGCCAGUGUUAGUCAGUGUUCUGCUGGCUUAGAUUAUUACCUUUUUCUGGUUCCUUACUCUGUUUUAUUCUGAUGGGUCCUAGAAAUCCCUCUCCUGACCACUUGUCAGAAUCAGAAAGUGAGGAAGAAGAAAACAUUAGCUACCUAAAUGCAAGUUCUGGGGAAGAGUGGGAUUCCUCUGAAGAAGAGGACUCUAUGGUACCCAACUUAUCGCCUCUUGAGAGUCUUGCCUGGCAGGUUAAGUGCCUUUUAAAAUAUUCCACAACUUGGAAACCUUUAAAUCCUAAUUCCUGGUUGUAUCAUGCUAAACUCUUGGAUCCAAGCACACCAGUCCAUAUACUUCGAGAGAUAGGUCUAAGACUCUCCCAUUGUUCCCAUUGUGUCCCCAAACUGGAACCAAUUCCUGAAUGGCCCCCUCUGGCCUCUUGUGGAGUCCCACCUUUUCAAAAGCCUCUUACAAGUCCCAGCCGGCUCUCUAGAGAUCAUGCCACUCUAAAUGGAGCACUGCAAUUUGCCACCAAACAGCUAAGCCGAACGUUGAGUAGAGCCACUCCCAUACCUGAAUACCUAAAACAGAUCCCUAAUUCAUGUGUUUCUGGGUGUUGCUGUGGCUGGCUGACUAAAACAGUUAAGGAAACAACUCGUACUGAACCCAUCAACACUACUUAUUCUUACACUGACUUCCAAAAGGCAGUUAACAAACUCCUAACUGCAUCACUGUAAAGAUCUACCAUUUGCUCUGAUAUCUCUGAUGUUGCUAAUUGAGAAAGGGGUACAAAAUUAGUCAUUACACAACCCACUAAUGCCUUCUCAGUCAAACUCUCUUAUGCCCUGGCAAGCCAAUGAGGCUACCCUUUGACAAACCCUGUGGAUAAAAUGCUAAUAUCAAGGCCAGGCAUGGUGGCUCACCCCUGUAAUCCCACCACUUUGGGAGGCUGAGGCAGAUGGAUCUCCUGAGGUCAGAAGUUUGAGACCAGCCUUGCCAACAGUGAAACUCCGUCUCUACUAAAAAUAAAAAAAAUUAGCCAGGUGCAGCAGUGCACACCUGUAAUCCCAGCUACUUGGGAGGCUGAAACAGGAGAAUCACUUGAACCCAGGAGGCAGAGGUUGCGGGGAAUCAAGAUUGUGCCACUGUACUCCAGCCUGGGUAACAGAGCGAGACUCAGUCUUAAAAAAAAAAAAUGGAGAAUUAGUUAAGGGGACCAUAUUACAAAAGAUAGUUGAAUAUUCUCCACACUCACUUCUCACCCUCCCCACCCCAAUUUACUCUGCCUUUCUGAAUGGCUUUAAUGAGAUAUCUGGUUAUUAAUGAAGAAAAGUAGACCACCACCCCUUUUGUGAUCCAGCCAUUGUUGAAAGCAAGAAGUUAGCUACCCACAAUAAUACCUUUCUGAGCAUACUAUUCUCUAACAUGCAUUUCUAUGGAGGUAGUUGAAUUAAAUUGAGUAACUACACAAAGGAAAAUGGCAGGGAUAUGAAUUUCCUUCCCAGCUUUUGUAUAGAUGUGCCUGCAUAUGACACUCUUCAGGGUUCCUUUUAUUUUUUUCUUUUUUUUGGGGGGGUGGGGGCAGGGAGGAGUGCAAUUUUAAGCCUAGCCUAUACUACAACAAACUUAUUAUGGUACUUAAAAUUACAGCAUGAAUGUUCUAUAUCAAAGUCGCCCACCAGGCUGUCUCUGGCUAAAUCAGCCUAUAAGAUCAUCCCUUGGGAUUAAACAAACACCUGUUCUGUAGGGAAUGUGUUUCCUGAAUCUUGGUACUCGGGCUUUUGUCAAGAGUAAAUAAAACACGUUUCAAAAGAUGAAUGGAAAAAUGAUUAAGAGGGCAUUUCUGCUUUCAGUAUUAACUGCUAAUGGAUUAAAAUUUUAAUCUGUAUAGCAUUUCCUGGAGUAAAAGUUCAAGUACUUUCCACAUCCAUUGCAAACUUUUCAGGAACCCUUCUAAUUUUAAAGAAACUUCUUAUUAGAAAAUCUCAGCCUAAUACAAUCUGAAGUUAAGAGUUUUAGCAGCAUUGUUUUUCUAAGUAGAUUUAGCUAUAGAUUUUCUUCUGACCAAACAAGGAAGAGUAUAUGCCCUUGUAAAUGAGUCUUGUUUAUUUAAAUGAGUCAAAACAUAGAAAUCAGUAUACAUAAAAUAAAAUGCAUGAGACUAUUAAAUCUUUUCAUAUACUCUACAAAUAAAAUUAAAUCUGUGUGUGGUCCUGGUUGACUGGGCAUCUAAAGGGAAUCAGAAAAGAGAUUGUGAAAAGUAUAUAUAUAUAUCCUCUUCAUUAUUUUAGUUUUGCUUUUUCCUAUUUUCCAUAAUUAAGUGCUGUUUACAAAGUGGCAUCAAAAAAUUGAAGCAGGCCAGGCACGGUGGCUCACGCCUGUAAUCCCAAGAGUUUGGGAGGCUGAGGCAGGUGGAUCACUUGAGAUCAGGAGUUCGUGACCAGCCUGGCCAACAUGGUGAAAGCCCGUCUCUACUAAAAAUACAAAAAUUAGCCGGGCGUGGUGGCAUGCGCCUGUAAUUGCAGCUACUUGGGAGGCUGAGACAGGAGAAUUGCUUGAACCUGGGAGGUGGAGAUUGCAGUGAGCCGAGAUCACGCCACUGCACUCCAGCCUGGGCAAGAGCGAGACACCGUCUCAAAAAAAAAAAAAAAAAAGGCAGUUAAAAAUCACAAAUUGUGUAAAUAUAUAGCAACUUUAAGAAGAGAGAAGAAUGCUUAUAACCUAGUGAAUAUUUCUGCUGAGACUUAGUUGUCUUGUCUAAAGGAAAAAAAGAGGGAAUUGUAGAAUAGAGGUAUUUGUUAGUGGAACUUAUUGACCUGAAACCGUAUCAUAUUGUUAGUGUAACUGAAUGUAUCAGAAAUUGUUCCUAUGUAGAUAUUCUGUGAAACUGGUUUCUAAAAUGUUACAGGAAACUGUUUGCUUUUUUUCUUUGUUUGUUUAAGUGGAGGUGGGAGGAGUAGGGAAGAGGUCUGCAUAUUAAAAUAUGUUGAUGUUUAUGUGUUCAUAAUAUGUUCCUUUUUCUCUCUGUGUGUGUAUAAAAGUGCCUUGCUCAUGAAUGCAUUUUUGCUAUUCACUUCGAAAGGAAGCCUUUCCCCAGCUUGGCAGCUGAAUAAACCAGUAGCUUUGUACAUACUGAA